AUGGAGAUCAUUCUGCCAGUCCGAAAACCUCGCGAGAACAGCCUUCCUUGGCCGCCCCCAAGACCUUCUCUACGGCCAGCCCUCUCUGGGAGACCCGGCCCAGAAACCAUUCCCCAUGAAAUCUUCAUCUGCAUCAUCGAGUCCAUCAUAGACGAUACAAUCGCAUUUCUCGCAACCAAAGACGACCGCACCAAGAAGAUCCGAGUCGUCGAGUGCACCGACACCCAGGCCCCCGAUGCAAGCCGCUUAGAGGUCGGAAACCAAGCCAGAGGCUACGAGGACUGCAUGGAAAUCCUCGAGAUGUCCCAACAAGACUCGAAGGCACAGAAGAAGCGAUACAGACUCCUUCGACUUCCCCUCGGUACCAGCCGGGCAACUCGAAACGCAGCACACCGAGGAAUCUUCCCGUACAAACUCAAGACUGGGGAAUGCGUGCUUGUGGUACGCAAACCUCUCUUCAAUGCGGAAGUGCCCUGGUUGAUCUGCCCCGAGAUAGACAGCUUCUACAUACCCGAACAGGACUCGGGAUUGGCUUACACUCAGAGCACAUCGAAGUAA
Molecule: messenger RNA, 558 nt
Organism: Colletotrichum chrysophilum
Lineage: Eukaryota; Fungi; Ascomycota; Sordariomycetes; Glomerellales; Glomerellaceae
Exons: 2
Coding region: 1-558 (185 amino acids)
Source: RefSeq, a predicted model, not a curated record